Molecule: messenger RNA, 4037 nt
Organism: Candidula unifasciata
Lineage: Eukaryota; Metazoa; Mollusca; Gastropoda; Stylommatophora; Geomitridae
Source: the annotation of a GenBank genome assembly
UCUGGCAGCAGCAUGAUGUCCAGGAGCUGUGUCGGGUCAUGUUUGAUGCUCUGGAACAGAAGUGGAAGAACACAUGCCAGGCAAACUUGAUUAACCAGCUGUACCAGGGCAAGCUCAAGGAUUAUGUCAAGUGUCUCGAGUGUGGAUACGAGAGUGCUCGUAUCGAUGCAUAUCUGGACAUACCUUUGGUCAUCAGACCGUUUGGAUCUACUGAAGCAUACAGCAGUGUGAAAGAGGCGAUGGAAGCAUUUGUCCAGCCAGAGAUCCUUGAUGGGACAGACCAGUACUUUUGCGAGCGAUGUGACAAAAAGUGCAAUGCCCAUAAGGGUCUGAAGUUUGUCACAUUUCCUUACUUGCUGACGCUACAGUUGAAAAGAUUUGAUUUCGACUACUCUACCAUGCACAGAAUUAAACUCAACGACAAGAUGACUUUUCCGGAAGUACUGGAUUUGAAUAUGUUCAUAACCCUGCCUGGCCAGAACAAGAAGAGCUUGGAGGAGGAUGACGUGGAGGUGGAGAAAACGGCCAGUAUGUCUAACGGUCAGGCAGACAGCAGUGACGAAGGUGUUGAUGAAGGCAUCGAGGUAGAGAAUGGAUGUUCGGCCGGGUCCUCGAGCAGUGAUUCCUCCAGCAUCAGCAGUGAUGCUGCUGCUAACAACUCCCGCAAUUCCUACUACUCAGGUGAAAAGGGUCCCUAUGUCUAUGAGCUGUUCUCCAUCAUGAUACAUUCAGGCAGUGCUGCAGGAGGACAUUACUAUGCUUACAUCAAGUCUUUCAAAGAUUGUUCAUGGUACAGUUUCAACGACCAGCAAGUUACAAAGAUCACAUAUGACGACAUCAGGAAAACAUAUGGCGGAUCUACCUUCUCCAGGGGGUUUUACUCGUCUGCCUACACCAGCUCCACAAGUGCUUACAUGCUGAUGUACCGACAGAUUGAUAAACAGUUGAAUGCAGAUUUUAUGCACCCAGAAGAUUUCCCAGACUCGCUGAAGGCAGAGUUUCAACAUCAAAAAGACAAGGAGGACGCUGAGAGAAGGCAAAGGGAGAUUGAUAAGUCUACGUGUAAGAUCAAACUCUAUUGUUUCCAUCCCCGUGAUCAACACAAGAUGGACACACGGCUGGAGGUUCACAAGGAUAAAACUUUACAGGAAGCCACAGAAAUGGCUAGAGAGCUGUUCCACCUGCAGUCACUGGUUCCGCUAGACUGCUGCCGGCUGGUCAAGUACGACGAGUACCAGGACUCACUGGAGAAGUCAUUUGAAGGAGAGGAGAACUCAACAAUCUCUGUGUUGUUGGAUGGGGUCAAAUCCAACUAUUCCUUUGACCUGCUCCUGGAGACCAGAAAACCCAGCCAGACAUUCCAAGAGUACAAGCCCGGAGGUGUGACAGUCAAGGUGUACCUGGUGGACAUUAACACGGGCCUCAUUCAUCUCCCAGUCAACGUGAGGGCCUACCAUGUCCAGACGAUGGCCGAGUUCAAAAAUCAGCUCCAACAGGUUUUAGGUUACCCUUCGGCUAAGAUGAGAUGUAUUCUUGAAAAGUUCCCAAAUGACCUUCGACCUUUGACAGACCCACAGAAGACUCUCAAAGCUGAGGGGUUUUACAAAUCAAACAAAGUAUUUGUAGAGGCCUCAGGGGAUGAGGUGGAAAACUCCUUGCCGUACCCAGAGACACGGCUGUGCCAUUUACUUGACCAGUACCAACACACAAUCCGAGUGACCUGCUAUUUGCCAAGUCAACGAGCGGUUGAAGAGUACCAAGCUUCAUUGAAAGAAGUGCAGACCAGAUCUCCACUCACGGGAGAACAUCCCGGACCUCACCUAUACUCCAGCAGGACACUGUCUUCGCUGCCAUCUCCCCAGAUCAACGCUGGAGUCUCUGAGUUGUCACAGCUGGAUGAAGGCAUCAGUGAAAAUGACUCUGCUUUCUACAGCGGGGGAACAAACUCCAAGCACUCGCUGGCGGGCUUUGAGCAUGGGUCGAGUUUCUCUAUCAGCAGCACUGCUGUCAGCGACACUCGAGGUGUGGGAAUGUUGUCUAACCUGUCGCAUAAAGCAGGUGGUCCGGCGGCUUCGUUUGAGGAGGACCUGGAGAAUGGGCUGGACAAGAGCGACACACCAAGGCUGAUCAGCGAUUGCGAAGAGUCCCAGUCUAGUGGUAUAGGUGAGCACUCCAGGAGGGUGAGGAAUCACACCCCGUGCUCAUCCCGACCCCAUUCGUCCUCCCACGAACAUUUAACAGUGGACAUGGCACAUCUCUGUCAUAAACUGUCUUCGACUGGCUUGACCAGUUCGCGCAGUGACCCGUCCAUCUACCACACCUGUGCUGAUCAUAGUGAUGAUUCUCUUCAGUGCUUGGGUUCGGGUCCCAGCAUGGGGAGCCAGGACACUAGCACCAGUGCAGAGUUCAACUUUGGGGGGUCAGGUCCCGACCCCGACCCAAUUCUGUCUUCUCCAGAAGACGGGUACGGAUUUGAGGAUGAUAAUGAGAAUGAGAAGGAAAACGAGAUGGCACCGGUGAAUCCACGGACAUUAGGCAGUGGGCGAAGAAGUGGUAUAGUCAUUCAUGAUUUAGACUUAGCACCAAUCAACAGUCAGUUUCACACUCUCAGUUAUUCCGCUCAGUUCCCCAUUGGUAAUUUUCAACCCGAAGAAGACUGGGACAGAGAAAUUGAAAUUGAUCAGGCUCAACAGUCUAGCCAUAGUUCUUUCCCUCCUUCCUCAUCACUUCCUCAUUCCUCUUGGAGUUUUCCUCCCGACCGUGAAAACACCACGUCACAUUUGUAUUCUUCUCCUGCAUACGAGAACGCAGACAAUUUAGAGGUUGAUUUAAGUCGAGCUAAAUACCAGCCGCCUCCACCACCACCUCCUCCUCCUCCGCCACCACCACCGCCUCCCUUAAAGUUGAAUGAGCGGAGCAGCUCCAAGAAAGCUUUGGUCUCCAGCAAGCAGAACAACAACGAAGAUGAAGUGGAGGAGGAGGAGGAGGAGCAGGAGGUAAAGAGGUAUUUCCAUGCUGUGUUGAUUGAAACUUCAGAAACUGAAGAAAGAGUGUUAAAUGUAUCUGUUGAUAAACGAAUCACCCUUGGGGCUUUCAAACGACAGCUGGAACCUUACAUCGGAGUAGUGUCAAAUCUCUUCAAGGUAUACAGGGUCUACUCCAACAGUCAGGAGUUUGAGAGUGUGCGGUUGUCCGACACCCUGUCAUUCUUUGAAGAUGGAAAGUUUAAUAUAAAACUGGGCCGAGCUCUGCGAUCCGGCGAACAUCGAGUAAAGGUUUAUCAGCUCUCAGUUAACGAUGCAGAGCCGAGCAAAUUCUUGAUCGAGACCAUAUUUGCUAAAGGCAUGACGGUCUUAGAAUCCAAACAGAUGAUCUUAGAAGAGCUUAAAGAACAAAGAGGCAUUGAAAUUCCAUUGGACAGAUGCCGAUUGAGGAAGAAGUCCUGGACAAACCCCGGCACUGUGUACUUGGACAGCAAUGUGUACGACAGUGAGAUCCCCAUUUACCCCAACUGGGAGAUUUUCCUGGAAGUUUUAGAUGGGCCAGAAGAGCUGAAGGACUCCUCUCACCUAGCCAUCUAUGUUCGAUGGUGGCACCCAUCAACUCAUAAGAUUGAACCCUUCAGAGAGGUCGUCCUUCAACAUCAGUCAGUGGAAGAACUCAAGAUGAAGAUUUCUGAGCUGAGUGGGAUUCCAGCAGAGAAUGUGGAGUUUGCUAAAGGAAAGGGGACGUUCCCUUGUGAGGCAUCCAUCCUGGAGAUCCACACAGAUCUGGAGUGGAACCCGCAUGUGAGCACACUCAACAUGUGGCCCCUGUACAUCUGUGAUGAUGGCCACGUGAUCUACUUCAGGGACAGUCGUGAGGAACUGGUCGAGUUAUCCGAGGACAGGAAGAAGGAAAUACAACAGAAAGAAAACAGAAUAUCCAGACAGAACCAUAGGAUCACCUGCUCGCCGCGCAAAGAACGAGCGCUGAAAAUCUACACCGAUGAAGACAAUAGAAUUUCUCAUCCCAAAACCUCACUUGAGUUAGACUGA